Messenger RNA from Phymastichus coffea, 1249 nucleotides. RefSeq lists its product as uncharacterized. Lineage: Eukaryota; Metazoa; Arthropoda; Insecta; Hymenoptera; Eulophidae. Bases 164 to 910 code for a protein of 248 amino acids. The transcript is spliced from 6 exons. The record is from RefSeq and is a predicted model, not a curated record.
CUGUACUACAAUAGAUGAGUAAGUCAAUGGACUCGAUGGCGUGCUGUAGGUGUGUCCGAAACUGGUCCGAAAACAUUCGCACAAUAAUCCGUUCAAGUUGUUUUUAAUUUAGAAGUGGUCAUUUCUUAGCUGGUAGCAUUGAUUAAAUAAAGAAAAAGAAAAAAUGAAUUACGGAUAUGGAAAGAAAUCACCUAGCGUAGGUACACCAUCUGUAUACUCACAUGUUACCACUCGUAGUAAGUCUAUGAAGAGUGUAAAGAUACCAUGGUACCAAAAAAGAUUGCUUACAAAUGCAUUCACACUGAUGGAUAUUCAAAAAGGAGCAAUGGUUAUUGCUAUUUACUCACUCUGCUUAGCUAUAUUUACAAUUAUUACUUCAACCUUUGACAUUUAUUGCUUAUCACAAGCAGCUCCAGGCUCAAUACACUAUGGAUAUUAUUUAAUAUCUUAUGAAUUUGUCUAUGUGGGAAAUCCACAUGUACGGAAUUGUUUGAUUGUAUUUGCAUUGUUCUCAAUACUUAUGGGUAUUGUAAUAGUUGGAACAUCAAUUAUUUUGAUCAAAAGUUUAAGAAAGGAAUAUGAAAAAAGAAUGAUGCCAUGGUUGUACAGUUUCGCUGUAUUCACAAUUUUCAGGCUAUUUGCUUUCGUAUUCUACAGUGUUGUCAAUGAUUUGAUUUUUGCUUACAAUGUAACAAUGUGUCUUCUAUGGACUGUUUUUAUAAUAUUAUCAAUGUAUGGUUGGCUUGUUGUGUAUUCCUUAUAUAUUGAACUCAGCAAUUUGACUAGAUUAGAAGAUCUCGCACAUUUGAGAAUUGGAACCAUGCAAUCUUUGAAUGCUUCAACUACUCACUCUAUCGCGGGAUCGCGUCCCACGACACCCCAUAGUACUGUCUCUACCAUGCCAGUUUAAUUAUAGUCGUAUGGGAAAGACUGGAUAUCCAGGAGGAUUUUAUGUACAAUCUAGGUGGAUUUUUUUAAAUCCAAGUGGAUUUUCGGACAAUUCUAGAAGUAUUUUUUUUGAAGAUCCAAGUGGAUUUCAACAAAUUGCUUAGCAAUUAAAAAAAGAAUUUUUAUACAAAGUAUUUAUUUAAUAAAACUGAAUCUCAUCAAAGUAUUUUGACGAUUGUGUACAAAAUUAUAAUAUUACUCAUAUCGCUACACGCGUUCAAUUAUAUUAAAUAUAAUUAAAUUUAAUAUCGAUAUGAAGCUGCAACGAUAUUAUACCUACGAAUUAAGUGGCCUUAUAUAA